CCGUAAUACUACAAUGACAAUUAAAAAAAGGCCUGAAAGGCCAUCCUGUCCAGAUUCGACAGGUAACUGAAUUGGUUGGCCUUUGAAAAAAAAUAAAAAUUUAUCAUAAGGAGGGCGGGAAUCCGCCCGAGGGGGCUGGGCCCGUUACCCAGUUUAGGCUCAGUGCUGGAAACGGGGUCCAGCGUCCCAUAUGUCUGCAAACUCGAAAGGAGAGUUGGACCAAACAAAAGCGCAAACAGAAAGAAAGCCUGGAAUCUAGCUACUGGGCCUGCUGGAUGUUAUCCAGCUUCGCAUUGUCAGCUCAUCCGAUCAACAAUCUGAAACAAAAGGUGGAUCCAUUCCAAGCCUAAGUAGUCUUACUAGUUAGCCAUGAAGAAAGAACUCGUUUCCCAGUAGGACCUGGCUUAAACCGCUCGUACACGGCCCCAGCCUUGCUGAAAAGAAAUUCGUUGCCUACGAGAUGCCAUCCGAAAAAGACGGCUCAGGCACACCGUCUGUUAAAAAAUACAAGUGGACCCGCCGCGGCAGAGGAAUAGGGUCGGGGCGCAGAAGCGGAGGGGAGGCGAAAGGGAAAAGAAGCAGUAGUAAGCAGCAAGCGGAGGGGAGGCGAAAGGGAAAAGAAGCAGUAGUAAGCAGCGGAGGGCGAACAUGAUUUUUUGUUUUACAUAUGAUCCGAUAAUGACAACCAUGCAUAUCCUUCCCAUCUCUCUCUCUCUCUCUCUCUCUCUCUCUCUCUCUCUCUCUCUCUCUCUCUCUGUGUGUGUGUGUGUGUGUGUGUGCGUCGUGUACUUCACCACAUACAAUGCCACACACAUUUAUUCAUUUGGCACUCAAAAGUGAUGUCGCACUGGAAAGACAGUUUGUCGUGUUUGCGUUGGCAGAGUGCCUUGAGGUUGGAGGUGUGUCUCUGAAGGCUGUUCAUAGCAUGUGUGCCCUGUCGUCUUCGAGUUUGGAUGCAUUGCUGUGAUCUUGUGGAGUGUCUUGAGCUUGGAGACACAGCCUGUCACCUUUGCGGAGUGCCUUGAGCUUGGAGAUGUGUGACAGCAUUCCGAAUGAGAUCUGCUGUGCAUGUUGGAAAUGCAGGGAGUAGCCGCUGGGCAAUUGGCUGUACUUCUUGUUUUUAAUUUUUAUACCUUUAAUUGAUGUAUAAUGAUUUCUCAGGUAAAGAAAACCCCAUGCUCUCUGGGGGGGACAAGGAUAGAACCGAAAACCCUUCAUUUAAAAACAACGGGAUGGACAGUAUCACAGAAAAAAGAAGGAAAAAAAAGAGGAGGGUAGCCCACCGUAUGCACUUGAAUAGAAGGCCCAGUCAUCAUGGCUGUAUGCAGACUGUAUUCGGGUGAAGACAGUAGUGCGAGGCACAGGGCCUGGAUAUGCCCUACAGGGCCUAUUUUUCACACAGUCGGCUGCCUUAAGUGAAGGCAGGCACGGCCGAGGCCUACAGGCCAUUUUGGGGUCACCACGCAACUGGGGAAAUUCAGGCAGCUGCGCAGCGCCACUUGGUUGGAAGCGCCCAGGCUCAGGCAGCCUUUCAUUGCAUGUAACUGAGGCAGGCCCUGGGCCGGAUACACAAAGUGGACCCAAAAAAGGCUGAGGGCAGUUGGGUGCUGGUAACCACCACAGGCCCUGGGCCUGUUUACUUCGGACUGAGGCUCAGGCUCGUGGGGCCUACCGGAAGCUUCUGGGCCAGGGCCCAGUACCGCAUUACCGCAUGCAGCAAGAGGCCACUUCGAUAUAGAGAAGGGCCUGCCUACGCAUUGGAUAUUCGGGCACUGGCUGCAUGCUGCGCAAGCGCUGCUGUGCUAACGCUGGCCAGGCUCAUGCGCUCACGGGCGAGCUGGUAGCCAUAGCCGAGCUGCGCUGCUGUAUGCUGGAUGGGGCUCAUGGUGGUCCUUGGGUGCAAGUGGCAUCUGUGAGUUGGGGGACGAGGUUUGAGAACACCGGAAAAUCCACCGAAACAUUGGAGCUUUCCGGAGGAGGGGGGCGAGUACGUGACAUGGACAGGCGGCGUUGCUCGCAGGAGGCAGCCUUUCAAGAGCAGUAUGGCGAGACAGAGCAUCGAAACCGGUCGGAGGGUGUGCGGGGCUUACAACCUGCCCCUCCACCAGCACACCUGUCCAUGUUAAGCCAGGAUGCGGACAGGUACGGAGUUCCCCCUUCGUUUCCUUCCCAAGUCGCCUCGCUGCCGCAGUGGCGAAAUGAUCCACCAGGCCUGCGUGAAAUGCGGUGCGCGAGCCAGCUGCCUUUCCAGCAGUCGGCGAUGGCCGCUGCUUACGACGGACAGCAGAUGCUGGGGUCCCCUCAACCCCGCGCGACGUCCUCUCCUUUCAGCGGUUUCGCAGCUAGAUCGGUGCCUCCUCCGGGAUUCACAGCAACGUUGCUAGGGGAAGACGACGACGUGGAGUGCGGCAUCGACGGGAGCGGGGCGGGGUUUGGGGUGACCGGUGAUCGCCGAGCAGAUCAUGAGCGGGAGSAYGRCAACGCUGCAAAGGGGAGGUGUGGUGACGCAAGUCACGAAUUUGGAUGCUAUGAACAAUGCGGCGGGGGACAUGUGCCGACUGUUGACACUUCCAAUCCUUCUCGACCAGCGGCGGAGAGAAGUGGCCAUGCAACGCCCGCGCAGGGGCAGCGGGCAGAUGCUAGCAAUGUGCCUGACGCGGCGGUGCUCCAACAACCAUCUCCAUUUGCCCCCACCACAGGAGCCGGGGCAGGCAUAGGGCCGACUGGCCGCAGACGUGGCCGUCCUCCAGCUGCAACGUCCACGUCAGCACAGGCCGGAGGCUGCGCGGAUGGAAGCAUUGUCAUGCAGGGCACGGAUGCAGGAGGCGUUCGUGGCAGGGCAGGUGCGCAAGCUCCUCCCACACAAAAAAAAGUUCAAUGGUCGCUAGAAGAGUGCUUGGCUCUUGCUAGGAUCCAGCGCGAAGACGACGCUCUUAUGGCGGAUGCGUCGAGUGUGCACAAGCUGAAGAAGCAUGGGGAAAGAUGGGAGUGGAUUGCCCGUCGGAUGAGGGAUGAAGGGUGGAAUUGAUCUGCGGAAGACUGCCAGAAGAAGUGGUUCGCGUUGGGGCAGAAGUUGAAGGUGCUCGCAGACAAGGUGGGUCGGUCUGGGAAGUCAGGAUACUUCGACAUGACAGUAGAAGAGAGGGAGGCGGAGGGGCUGUACGCCAACUUCGAUCGGAGGUUGUGGGCGGAGAUGGACUGGAUUCUGCAAAAGCCGU
Chara braunii is the source of this 3218-nucleotide messenger RNA. The record is from the annotation of a GenBank genome assembly. Lineage: Eukaryota; Viridiplantae; Streptophyta; Charophyceae; Charales; Characeae.